GCAGGUUAGCGGGCUGGCAGUGACUGACACCGGGGGCUCGAGGGACAGCGAGGAAGAGCCGGAGCCGCCCUCGCUGCGUCCUCCAGGCGGCGUGGACCAGGUGCCCGGGCGUUUGCGGCUGUCGGCGGAGCUCCGGGUGGCGCCCCCUCCCCCGGAUCUAGCUGCCUCCGGGAUUGGCGCAGGUGGGCAAGGCAGGGCACCGCAGGCUGCCCUGUUCCCACCGAGCGGUUUCUCUCCCUUUCUGCAAGCGGGAGGCGCCAUCCUAAAAAGAUGUAAAUAUCCGAGCGCUGACUCCUGGCUGGGGCACCAGCCAAAUCCCAGGGCCGCCGCAGGGUGUUUUACAUGAAAAUGAGAAGCCUGACAGGAUCCGUGCUCUAACUUAAGGCAGCUCGGUGUUUAGCAUGAGUCUGAGCGGCCUCCCGGCUUCCUGUCCCUCAAUAGCCAUUCUGCGCGCUCGCGACUGAGCAGCUGUGCCGCCGUGCGGGCGGCGAUCGGCAGGCUCCGCAUCCUUGGCAGCCAUGGCUCCCGUCUCCGCCGCGGCCAGUAAGUAGGAGCAUGCCUGUGUAGGGGGGCACAUGCGUGUCGGCGCGCGCGCGCGCACACGCACACACGCACGCACACUACCCUGAGCCUUGGAAGGAGGAAGAUCGACGAGGCGCUGCAGUCGCGAGGACUCUUCCUGGAUUCGGCAGGAGCCCGCCGCCGCAGCUGCUGACUGCAGAGCCUGCUCGGAUCCUGUGCACACGCGCCCCCCAUCCGAGCCUCUGUAAUGAAGACUGCCUCCCGAGGACUGCAGUGGAGGCAGAGCCAGCCCGCGCCCGGGACUGCGAGCCGCGCGGCUGAUAGGCCCAGGGGGACACGACUUGGACACUGUCAUCCCCACGCCUCGCUCUGAGCCGCCCGGUGCGGAGAGGGUCUUCCGCCGCCCCUCCGGCUUCCCGAGCGCCCGAUCCCGGGUCACCCCCGGAGGCCUGGGCUUCCUCAUUUGUUUGGGUCUUUUGUGCCGUGGCUCACAGUUGGCUAAGCACUCCUGCGCUGAAUCGGGCCAUUGUCUGCGCUCCCAUUGCUUUCACGCUGCAAGUCUCGGCGCCCUCACCCCGCCCGCCCCCUCCCCGCCUCCUCCUGGCCGGGGAGCCUCCUAACGUGCCUUUCCCCCCAGGAAUCUGGAAGCUAUAAGCCGGGCGGAUUGCAAAUGAAGUGUAAUGCAUUGUGGGACGUGUGUAAAAUCGGAGCCUUCGCCGUGGGGGGGUGUGGGGGCGUGGGGAGGGCCGGACCCGCCGCUGGCGGUGUAGACGCCGACGAGGAGGGGCUGGGAAAAUGCGCGCAGAGUCCGCCCGGGUCGUGCCCGCCGUAGACGGAUGAAGCCGCGCGCUGCGCCCCGGCGCUGAGGCCCCGAGGAUCGGGGCAGCGGGUCGCCCUCCCCACCAUGAAGAAGACCCGGAGCACAACCUUGCGGCGAGCCUGGCCUAGCUCGGAUUUCUCGGACCGGGCCUCGGACCGCAUGAGGUCCCGCAGCGAGAAGGACUACCGCCUGCACAAGCGCUUCCCCGCGGCCUUCGCGCCCCAGGCUUCGCGGGGCUACAUGACAUCAGGUGAUGUGUCACCAAUCAGUAUGUCUCCCAUCAGUCAAUCUCAGUUUAUCCCACUCGGGGAAAUCCUUUGCUUGGCCAUCUCCGCAAUGAACUCGGCAAGAAAACCUGUCACCCAAGAAGCACUGAUGGAGCACCUGACCACCUGUUUCCCAGGUGUUCCCACCCCAAGCCAAGAAAUUCUCCGGCAUACGCUGAACACGCUGGUCCGGGAGCGGAAGAUCUACCCGACUCCAGAUGGGUACUUCAUCGUAACCCCACAGACUUAUUUCAUAACUCCUUCCCUCAUAAGAACUAACAGUAAAUGGUACCACUUGGAUGAGAGGAUACCUGACAGGUCUCAGUGUACCUCUCCCCAGCCCGGGACCAUCACGCCCUCUGCCUCAGGCUGCGUCAGGGAAAGAACGUUGCCCAGGAACCACUGCGACUCUUGCCACUGCUGCAGGGAAGAUGUGCACGGCGUGCACACGGCCACCCUGCAGAGGAAGCCCGCCAAGGACUGCAAAGACCCGUACUGCCCUCCUUCCCUUUGCCAGGUGCCACCCACCGAAAAGAGCAAAAAUACUGUCAACUUUUCGUAUAAGACGGAAACUCUCUCCAAACCUAAAGAUAGUGAAAAGCAGUCCAAAAAAUUCGGGCUCAAGUUAUUCCGGCUCAGUUUUAAAAAAGACAAGACCAAACAGCUAGCCAAUUUUUCCGCCCAGUUUCCUCCCGAAGAGUGGCCCCUGCGAGAUGAGGACACGCCAACUACUAUCCCUCGGGAGGUGGAAAUGGAGAUCAUUAGGCGUAUUAACCCGGACUUGACCGUGGAAAAUGUCAUGAGGCACACUGCACUAAUGAAGAAACUUGAGGAAGAGAAAGCGCAUAGGAGUAAAGCCGGGUCCUCCGCCCAUCACAGCGGAAGAAGUAAAAAGAGUCGGACUCAUCGCAAGUCCCACGGAAAGUCUCGGUCGCACAGCAAGACACGAGUGUCCAAAGGAGACCCAUCAGAUGGCUCCCAUCUGGACAUCCCGGGUGAAAGAGAGUAUGACUUCUGCGAUCCUCUUACCAGGGCUCCCCGGGAAGGCUGCUUCAUCAUCGAACACAAAGGUGAUAACUUCAUCACGCAUAGCAAUGCGAACGUGACUGAGUCUCAUUUCCCCAUGACUCCAGAAUGGGACGUGUCUGGGGAGCUGGCCAAAAGGAGGACUGAGAUGCCUUUUCCUGAGCCUUCCAGGGGAAGCUCCCACUCAAAAGUGCACCGAAGCCACAGCCAUACCCAGGACCGAAGGUCCAGGAACGAGAGAUCCAACAAGGCCAAGGAGAGGUCCAGAUCCAUGGAUAACUCCAAAGGCCCCCCGGGUGCUUCUUCCCUGGGGAUGCCUGAAGACCUGGCUGAAGGCUGCAGCCAAGACGACCAGACCCCCAGCCAAGCCUACAUUGACGACGGUACUUUAAGGCCUGCACAGACUGUCAGUCAUCAAAGGGCUCACAUUUCGUCCACAAGCUACAAAGAGGUGUGUAUUCCAGAAAUAGUCAGUGGCAGCAAGGAACCUCCCAGUGCUUGCAGCCUCUUGGAGCCAACAGGCAAACUGCCCGAGAGUUUGCCAUCCUUUGGUGAACUCAACUCUUGUUCAACAAAAACAGCUGCAGAUGACUAUUUCCAGUGUAACACCUCCAGCGAGACGGUGCUCACGGCGCCGUCACCUCUGGGAAAGAACAAAGAGGAUCCUGACACUCUGACCCUGGCGGAAGGGGUGAAAAAGCUGCCUCUGUCGGACAGGCAGGCCCCACAUCCCUCCAGGGAGCCUGUAGGACACAAGGAGGAGUCGCCAAAGGGGCCAGGCGGGGGCCCAGCGGCUUCGGGCACUGUGGCCGAAGGCAUCGCCAAUGGACGCCUCAUCCAGCAUCACAGCGCCGAGCCCAGCAGCCUGGAUAAGAGGAAAGAGAUAUUCAGCAAAGACACACUGUUCAAACCUCUUCACAGCACCUUGUCUGUAAACAGCUAUCACAAACCAAGCCUGUCUGUCCUCAAAUCUCACCCGAAGACACCUGCGGACACACUGCCAGGCCGAUGUGAGAAACUGGAGCCGUCCCUAGGGACCUCGGCUGCACAAGCCAUGCCAGCUUCCCAGCGUCAGCAGGAGUCAGUGGGGAACCAGGAGGCCUCUUUUGACUAUUACAACGUCUCUGAUGAUGAUGAGUCUGAGGAAGGGGCAAACAAGAACACAGAGGAGGAGAAAAACAGAGACGAUGUGGGCACCAUGCAGUGGCUCCUGGAGAGGGAGAAGGAAAGAGACUUGCAGAGGAAAUUUGAGAAGAACCUCACCCUCCUUGCCCCAAAGGAAACCGACAGCAGCAGCAACCAGAGGGCCACCCAUUCAGCACGUCUGGACAGCAUGGACAGCAGCAGUAUCACGGUGGACAGUGGAUUCAACUCCCCACGCACUCGGGAGAGCCUGGCUUCCAACACAUCAAGCAUUGUUGAAAGUAACCGUCGUCAGAACCCUACCUGGAGCCCGGCCCACGGUGGAGCUGGCCCGACCUUCAAUUUCCGAACAAGUACGGACAGCCCCACAAAUGAAGCUGAGAAAUUACAGAAACCUUCCAGCUGCUUGCAAGCUUCUGUUACUAGCGUGUGAUGGUCAUUCUGCCUCAGAUCUCCUGUCUCAUUCGAUACAGCCAAGUUUAUGGCACUGGGACUGUUGUUUACAUCUUUGGGAAGACAAGCAUCUCAACGGCAGUUUUUGUGUUGGCUUAAACUGUGCUGCUAAGUAGGCUAGGGCAAAACACAACAACAACAAAAUCUGUAUUUCAGAGUAUGCUUUUCACAUUUAUGGCUCUGUAGCAACAAGAAUAGCAGUAGGGGUGAUAUGUAUACUUUGACUUCACUAAUUGUACCUGAGCACACAUAGGAAAGUCUUAGACACUGUCAGUGUAAUAUGCAUUUUCGAUGUCAUGCAGUUGCCAAGUCCAUUCUAAAAUGCCACAGAUGCGUGUUGCUCCCAGUCUGUGACCGAGUGGUGCCACAGAACACUGAUCCUUGACACUUCCAAAAACAAAAAACAAAACAAA
Molecule: messenger RNA, 4643 nt
Organism: Lipotes vexillifer (Yangtze River dolphin)
Lineage: Eukaryota; Metazoa; Chordata; Mammalia; Artiodactyla; Lipotidae
Gene: STOX2
Product: storkhead box 2
Exons: 4
Coding region: 1427-4210 (927 amino acids)
Biological process (GO): regulation of transcription by RNA polymerase II
Cellular component (GO): cytoplasm; nucleus
Molecular function (GO): RNA polymerase II transcription regulatory region sequence-specific DNA binding
Source: RefSeq, a predicted model, not a curated record